Molecule: messenger RNA, 2205 nt
Organism: Paramacrobiotus metropolitanus
Lineage: Eukaryota; Metazoa; Tardigrada; Eutardigrada; Parachela; Macrobiotidae
Product: P2X purinoceptor 4-like
Exons: 11
Coding region: 555-1787 (410 amino acids)
Biological process (GO): response to ATP; monoatomic cation transmembrane transport
Cellular component (GO): plasma membrane; nuclear inner membrane
Molecular function (GO): purinergic nucleotide receptor activity; extracellularly ATP-gated monoatomic cation channel activity; ATP binding
Source: RefSeq, a predicted model, not a curated record
CAGAUUGUCAGAACUCGGAACUAAAAGUUUUUGAUAACUCAGUUAUUAAGCAGUUAUCAUAACUGCUUAAUAGAUUGCAUUGUUCAUUUUGGAUAACGCUUAUAAACGAUUUUGAACUUUAUGGAAUUCGGAGAUAGUUAUUCCCAAUGCCUGCCGUGUGCUGCGGACUGAAUGAAGUGAACGCUAUAAAAGUGUCUGUGCUCCAAGUUUAACGGCGUUCAGGCAGAAAGUGAAACACGCGAUUCGCGUACUCGGUACUCUUUUACUUUCCGCGUUUUUGAACCAGGAAUUUGAGAUAGUAUAACACCAUCUAUCCACAAUUUCUUGUGAGCCUGUUCUCCCACCCGGUUGAUAGUUUCGUGCAGUGGAUUGCCCGACAUCUGAUCCGUUUGGAUUCAUCGGCUGUGCUCGUUUGCUGUGUCAUACGCUUGCCCGAUUUGUUUGACUACCGCAGUCACGGUGUAGUGCUUCAGCUUGCUGUCGUUCUUGCUGGAAUUCUGACUCUCGGAGCCUGCUUUUAUUGUGCUGGUUGCUGAUAGAUUGUUAAAUCCGCCAUGUCUGGCAUCGCCAUGGGUUGUACCAGGAUCUGUGCACGUUUUUUCGAGUAUGAUACACCAAAGAUCGUCCACAUUCGCAGCUUCAAGGUUGGCAUCCUGUACAGAUUCGUCCAGCUGGUCAUUAUCGCCUACAUAAUUGGUGUGGUGAUGGUGUACAAAAAGGGCUAUCAGGAAUUCGAUAAUGUGGAAAGCACUGUCACAUCCAAAGUCAAGGGUGUCGUGAUGACGAACAACAGCAUGCUGAACAGCACCGGCAACGAUGUGCGAGUGUGGGACACUGCCGAUUACGUUGUGCCGCCGCAAGAAAACGGAGCAUUUUUCGUGACAACAAAUUACAUUAUGACACCGGACCAGGAGCAGGGAAUCUGUCCGGAAGAUUCUCGGUCUCAUCAGCAAGGUGCGACCUGCACCAGCGAUGCCGACUGUCCCGCCAAAUCGCAGUCUGCCAACGGGAUCCGCAACGGCACCUGUAACACCACCACCAACACGUGCAACAUUUACGCGUGGUGUCCGGUGGAGACUGAUAUGGAGCCAUCUGUGCCAAUGCUCCAGGGAACGGAAACGUUUACUGUUCUGAUCAAAAACCAGAUCAUUUUCCCUAAAUUUGGAGUGAGGAGGCGAAAUAUUUUGGAUUCUUUUGCAACUAACAAUACCUAUUUGAGCGGCUGCCAUUAUGACCCGGUAACCGAUCCUUACUGCCCGAUUUUCCGCUUGGGUGAUAUUGUCCGACUUGCCGGGGAAAACUACACAGAACUUGCCGUGAAAGGUGCCGUGAUGGGAUUUGUGAUUCAGUGGGACUGCAAUUUAGAUUUAGCGGUUGAAAAAUGCCGGCCAAAAUACUCCUUCCGACGUAUCGAUAAUCGGGACGACGUUACAGCAAAGGGCUGGAAUUUCAGAUAUGCGAAUUACUGGAAUGUGCCCGGAAACAGCACAACCACCAUCCAGAAGCGAACGCUAAUUAAGGCUUUUGGAAUACGGUUCAUAUUUUACGUAUAUGGGACUGCUGGCAAAUUCAACUUCGUACCGAUGGCAACGAACCUUGGUGCCGGUCUAGCUCUGCUCGGACUAUCGGUUAUUGUCUGCGAUAUGAUCCUCCUCUAUUGCACGAAAAAGCGAGAGUUCUAUCAUGAAAACAAGUUCGUCAUGGUUAAGGACGAUGAUGCUCUUCUGGUGGAAGAUUCGGUCAAAUCCAAUUACUCGUACCGGGAUUUCAACCAUUCUGACGCAUGAACGCUACGAAUGGACUCAAAACUGUGCUCAGCAGCCAAAUGAUUAAUGAUGCCCGGUGGAAUGAGUCAGACUCUGGUCUCUUCUGGUGAUAAAACGUUAGUUUGUCGGAAUUUUUUCCCGUGAAGAUUAUUGCCAAGUGUGAUUAAUGGUCGUACCUAUAUCUCCUAUGUACUUUGGUCUCGCGUUUUAAUUGUGUUCCGACAAAAGGGUUUUUUUAUUGUCUGGGCCUUGUUUUUACUUUUAAUGGGUAUGCUUUUUUAUUGCUCAUAUUUUUUGUGGAGAAGGCUAAUUUGGAUAUGUACUGGUAUUUUGCUAGAAACUGCGGUUUUGUGAAUUGUCUUGCCUAGAAGCGCAAUGGCGACGCCUUGAUUACUUUGAACAAAAUAAAGUGUUUGCGGUGGGCAAUGAUAAAACAAAA